Molecule: messenger RNA, 1942 nt
Organism: Camellia sinensis
Lineage: Eukaryota; Viridiplantae; Streptophyta; Magnoliopsida; Ericales; Theaceae
Source: RefSeq, a predicted model, not a curated record
CUCCCUUGUCUUCUCCGAACGGAAAGCAAAGAAAGCUCCCCCUAUCUCCUUUAUCUAGCUGUAACGAUCACCCCCAGCCGAUCCAAGUCAAAAUUCUCUCUCUCUCUCUCUCUUUUCGGAUUCUGAAUUACCCAAAAUCAACCAACACCGCCUUUGUGAGUGAGCCCCAAUGGGAUGCACGCAAUCGAAGAUCGAGAACGAAGCAACGGUGGUCCGAUGCAAAGAACGAAAGCAGUUCAUGAAUGAAGCAGUGUUGGCUCGUAACGCCUUCUCUGAUGCUCACUUCGACUACACCAUCUCCCUCAAGAACACCGGUGCCGCCCUCAGCGACUACGCCCACGGCGAAGUCCGAAAUCCCCUAGCCGCCUCCUCCUCCGCCCUCCCCCUAUCCAACUUCGAGCCCAUCCGCCCUCCUCCCCCUCCCACCACCUUCCCUCUCCAACGCGCCGCCAGCAUGCCCGAAAUCUCCACCCACAAGUCCCACCCCAAGCUCUCCGAUUCCAUAAUUGAGGAAGACGACGAAGAAGAAAUCGACAAUGAAGAGACUCACAGCUUGAAACACAGAACUUCUCGCAAUAGGGGCGGCGGUGGUGCCAAAAAGGUGGGAGGUGAGGGUUUAGCUCCGCCGCCGCAGACUGAUCCGGAGGCGCCACCGCCUCCGCUUCCGCCGCUGACUGAUCCGGAGGUGGCGCCGCCUCCGCUGCAGCAGCGGACUGAUCCGGAGUUGGUGCCGCCUCCGCCGCCGCCGGAGUCGAAAGGCAUGACUUGGGAUUUUUUCUUUUCGCCCAUGGAGAACGUACCUGGACCGAGCUUGGCGGAGGUUGAUGAGGGUAGGGUUGAGAGGGAAGAGAUUGAGAGGAAGAUGUUUGACGAAAGGUCUAAAAGAGUUGAGGUUGUUGAUGGCGAUGGUGAUGGUGGAGUGAAGAGGAGUGUGAAGAAGGCUGAGGCUCAUGUUGAGGUUGAGGUGGAGGUUGAGGCUGAGGCUGCUGAGGUGGUGGCGGAGAAGGUGGCUGAGCCACCACCUCAGCCGCCGACAAAUGCUGUGAAGAAAGGGAAGAAAGUGGCUCCCACAGAGGGUAAGAGAGGAGGGAAGAGUGCAGCGAGCGUUAAUUUGCUGAAGAUAUUUGGCGAGCUUGAUGAAUGUUUUCUAGAGGCAUCAAAGUGUGCUCAUGAGGUUUCGAGGCUGCUUGAAGCAAAUCGGUUGCAUUACCAUUCCAAUUUUGUGGAUAAUCAAGGACAUACUGAUCAUUCUGCAAGGGUCAUGCGAGUCAUUACUUGGAAUAGCAAUAGAUCUUUCAAAGGUUUACCCAAUGCUGACAAGGGGAUGAAUGACGUUGAUUCAGAAGAGCAUGAAACACAUGCAACGGUGCUGGAUAAGAUACUAGCGUGGGAGAAAAAGCUUUAUGAUGAAGUGAAGAUUGGAGAGCAGAUUAAGCUUGAGUAUCAGAAAAAAGUUGCUUCACUAGAUAAGCUAAAGAAACGUGCUACCAAUAUUGAAGCAAUGGAGAAAACAAAAGCAGCAGUAAGUCAUCUGCAUACAAAAUACACUAUCGACAUGCAAUCCAUUGAAUCAACUGUGUCAGAAAUAAAUCGUUUACGAGAUGAGCAAUUGUACCCAAAACUUGUUGCACUUGCUGGUGGGAUGGCUUCAAUGUGGGAGACCAUGCGAAUACAGCAUGAGAAGCAGUCGCAGAUUGUGAUAGGAUUAAAGUUGUUGGACAUCUCGCAAUCACCCAACGAGACAAGCGAGCACCAUCAUGAACGGACAGUCCAGCUGUGGGCUGUUGUCCAGGAAUGGCAUUCACAAUUUACAAAACUCGUGACCUAUCAGAAGGAGUACAUAAAAUCUCUCUACAAUUGGUUGAAACUGAAUCUUGUUCCAAUAGACAUCGACUUAAAGGGAGAAAAGUAUCCAUUCCACAUCACUUCUUUCCGAUCAUAG